Colletotrichum godetiae is the source of this 827-nucleotide messenger RNA. RefSeq lists its product as uncharacterized. The coding region runs from base 143 to 700 and encodes 185 amino acids. The transcript has 3 exons. The record is from RefSeq and is a predicted model, not a curated record. NCBI's taxonomy places the organism in Eukaryota, Fungi, Ascomycota, Sordariomycetes, Glomerellales, Glomerellaceae.
CUUAUCCUUCUCGUCAUCUCAGAUCUCACACAUCCUACCUUCUAGCCGUCCUCGAAGCCCCACGUGUCCUCUUCUCAGACUUGUCAUAAGGCCCGCUAUCAGCCUCAAACCCACUCAAUCACCGAUCACAACAUCAACAACCAUGAGGAACCCCGCCACCACCAACUGGAACCUCAGCGUUUCUCGCAACGAUGCCGAGAAGCUCCUCAAAGGCUUCCAGCCAUCGCAAAUGGAAGACCGCUGGAUGUGCCGCGCGGAUAAGCCGGACGCCCGCGGCGACUUCGUAGUCCACCUACACAGGAGCUGGACUGGGGAUGAACAGUUUCGCAUGAACGUGGUCUUGGCGGCUCCAGAUGGGGGCGACGUAACUGCACCUACCGAUGAACGCCAUGCCACUAUAACCGAACUCACUUGGGAUAAGGGAGAGGGUCAGUUUCUCGCAACCGAGGAAGAGGCCAAGGAACUAGCGACUAAACUCUGUCGGGGCGUGCUGGGCUGUGACUUUGCCGCAGCUCAGACGAUUUACUGCUGCGUUAGCAACGACCAGGACCAGGUUGUACCCAUGGACGAUCAGACUGAGAGAUGUUGCCAGGCUUCGGAGGGUAACAUGCAGGGUCAACACGAGUGCGCGCUUGAAGUAGGACUCUUCGGCUUCAGUCAAUGCUGUCGCCAGCAGAGCACGUCCACCUGCAACUUCUGAUUUAUCAAGGGUGCGAAGGUUGGUGGCGCAACGGGGAAUUGCCGAGGCCUCUCACACAUUAUCAAGGCUGUUGGAGAUUGGAAUCUGGAUAUCAUGGGCAGCAGGUUUUAUGAAAUCUUCCUGAAGC